UUCCUGGGCCCACUGAUGCAGCUCUCUAUGGAUUGCUCCUGUGACCUGGCAGAUGGGUUGAAGGUGGUUUUAGGUGCGUCUUCAGGGCUGAGGUAGAAAGUGGGUACAGGCAAUCCAGGACACUGGCAAGAGGGUGAAGGUGGGGCCUGGACUGGGGGCCUGCAUGAGAUGUCCUGUGUCCUCACCAGUAAAAUAGGAUCACUUGGAGGCUGGUCGCUGAGAGCUGGUUCCUGGUGUCCAAGGAGGCCCUUAGGACCCCAGCAGUGGUGGUAACUUGUCUCAGUCCCCUCGCUCCUGGGCGCGCUGCCUCACAGACAUGCGCUGGCUGCGGAACCAAGUGAUCGCACCCCUGACAGAGGAGCUGGUGUUCCGGGCCUGCAUGCUGCCCAUGUUAGCUCCGUGCACGGGCCUGGGACCCGCCGUGUUCACCUGCCCGCUCUUCUUUGGAGUUGCCCAUUUCCACCACAUUUUUGAACAGCUUCGUUUCCGCCAGAACAGCGUAGGGAGUAUCUUCUUGUCUGCAGGUUGGUCCUCAGCCUCUCGCGGGGUCCUGGGAGCUCGGGCCCACAGGCGUGGGCGGGAGAACGGGGAUACUGUGUGCUCUAGGGCAGCGAGUCCUCCUGCCACCAGCCCGAGGACACCUGAUCGGGCCGGUUCUCUGUCACUCCUUCUGCAAUUACAUGGGCUUCCCCGCGGUGUGCGCGGCCCUGGAGCAUCCGCAGAGGCGGCCGCUGCUGGCAGGCUACGCCCUGGGCGUGGGACUCUUCCUGCUCCUGCUGCAGCCCCUCACGGACCCCAAGCUCUACGGCAGCCUCCCGCUCUGUGUGCUCUUGGAGCGGGCGGGAGACGCAGAGGCCCCUCUGUGCUCCUGACCCCCGCUCUCCUGCGUACUCCUACGGACUCUCACGGGCUGCCCGGCCCCCCCCAGCGAGGGGGACUGCGGGGGACGAGCUUGGCUGGGGCCCCCGAGAUCUCAGGAAUUUUUGUAGGGGAUGGAAGCCAGAGCCAGUUGAAUCGCAGGGACCACGAGGAAGGCGCAGACUUCCCGGGGCGCGGCCCUCGGCAGGAGGGUGAGGCGCCGCUGGGGACGGGCGGCCCCCCGGCCGCCUUGGGCUGCUGCGUCUCUGAGCCCCCGCACCCCUGCUCCGAAAGCUGCUCGGGGGUGGAGUCUACAAAGGCCCCCCCCCAGUUUCCCAGGGUUUUCUCACUGUCUUUUUGCAUUAGGACUUUGUAUUGGGACAUUAAAGAGAUUUAA
Molecule: messenger RNA, 1255 nt
Organism: Condylura cristata (star-nosed mole)
Lineage: Eukaryota; Metazoa; Chordata; Mammalia; Eulipotyphla; Talpidae
Gene: RCE1
Product: Ras converting CAAX endopeptidase 1
Exons: 5
Coding region: 317-1255 (312 amino acids)
Biological process (GO): CAAX-box protein processing
Cellular component (GO): endoplasmic reticulum membrane
Molecular function (GO): metalloendopeptidase activity
Source: RefSeq, a predicted model, not a curated record